Messenger RNA from Cuscuta epithymum, 973 nucleotides. Lineage: Eukaryota; Viridiplantae; Streptophyta; Magnoliopsida; Solanales; Convolvulaceae. The record is from the annotation of a GenBank genome assembly.
AGUAAGUUUAGUACGUAGUGUGCCCUGCUCUCGUAAAAUCUAUGGAUCGGGGGCUUAUCAAAUCCCGAUAUCAGCAGAAGAACCGCCCGCCAUUCCUCUCUUUCAUACGAGACUAUUAGCUGCAAUUUAGAAAGCCUAGUAAAGCCGCAAUUUCCAUAACAAGCCUGACGCCCGACAGAAAAUAUCACCGUCGAUCCUCGUGCACAGAACAAAGCCAUGACCUAUCUGGAAGAACGUACGACGGCCAACCAUUCUAGGAGAGAGAAGCCAAGAGGGCACCCCCACCAUGGUUUAACACAACAGAAAAGGCAAGAAAUAAGGGAAUGCUUUGAGCUCUUUGAUACAGACAACUCUGGCACAAUCGAUGCCAAGGAGCUGAAUGUUGCCAUGAGGGCUCUGGGUUUUGAAGCAACUGAAGAGGAAAUCGAAAGCAUGAUUGCAGAAGUUGACAAGGAUGGGAGCGGAGCAAUUGAUUUUGAAGAGUUUGAGCAUAUGAUGACAAACAAAUUUGGAGAAAGAAAUACUAAAGAAGAACUCGCGAAAGCAUUCAGCAUUAUUGAUAAAGAUAAAAACGGGAAAAUAUCUGCUGCAGACAUUAAGAAAGUAUCCAGGGAUUUGGGUGAGAAUCUCAGUGAUGCGGAGAUAAAAGUGAUGAUAGAGGGAGCAGAUCGAGAUGGUGAUGGAGAGGUUACAGUAGAGGAUUUCAUGGCAAUGAUGGGAAGGACUUCCUUUGGGCAUUAAGAUUUAUAGCUUUCUGCCUGAAACUUCAUGUGCUUUGAUUUAUGUAUGUACUUCUUAUACUGGCUGUGGUUUGUGUCUACAAGAGUUUUUAUCAUUUUUAGUCCUCCAAUUAUUAUAUUAUAUUGGUGACACUGACACUUGAUAGUUGAUACUCAAUUUUAAAUUUAUCCUUUUAUGAUCUUUCAACUAUCGUCUGAAUGACACUUUUGGAGUUUUGAUACCUAUCUUUGAA